GUUUUCUUAAUAUCUCUAUAAAUUUAAUGUUAUAUUUCGCGACUGCCUCAAUUGUUUUAACCCUCCAGUUGAGCGUCCACUCACCAUCUUCUUGAACAUCUGCGAUGUUGGUGGAGUUUAGUGACUAGUGCAUGUUCGGAUAAUUGAACUAGGACUUUUAUCAUAACUCAAGAUGGGCGAACUAGAUCAGUUGCGUCAGGAAACAGAACAGCUGAAAAGUCAAAUUAGAGAGGCCCGAAGAGUUGCAGCUGACACCACUUUACAACAGGCGACAAUUAAUGUAGAGUGUAUCAGCCGCACUCAGUUGCGCAGUAGACGGACUUUACGUGGACACUUGGCGAAAAUUUAUGCUAUGCACUGGUGCUCAGAUUCCCGAAACUUAGUUUCGGCUUCUCAGGACGGAAAGCUAAUAGUAUGGGAUGGAUAUACCACCAACAAAGUUCAUGCUAUUCCUUUGAGAAGCAGUUGGGUCAUGACGUGUGCCUACUCUCCAUCAGGAAAUUAUGUAGCCUGUGGCGGUUUAGACAAUAUAUGCUCAAUCUAUAGCCUCAAAACUAGGGAAGGUAAUGUUCGGGUUAGUCGAGAACUCCCUGGUCAUACUGGUUAUUUGUCAUGUUGUCGUUUCGUAAAUGACAGUCAGAUAGUUACAACUUCAGGUGAUGGUACUUGCGCUCUUUGGGAUAUCGAAACUGGUCAGCAGAUUGCCUCGUUUACAGGGCACACUGGUGAUGUAAUGAGCUUAAGCCUAGCACCCAAUCUCCAGACGUUUGUUUCAGGUGCAUGUGAUGCUUCUGCAAAGUUGUGGGAUUUAAGAGAUGGUCAGUGUAAACAAACAUUUCCAGGACAUGAAUCUGAUAUUAAUGCUAUUAUUUAUUUUCCAAAUGGAAUGGCAUUUGCAACAGGUAGUGAUGAUGCUACUUGUCGUUUAUUUGAUAUACGUUCUGAUCAAGAAGUUGGAAUGUACAGUCAUGAUAAUAUUAUAUGUGGUAUUACAAGUGUAGCUUUUAGUAAAAGUGGUCGACUUCUACUCGGUGGAUAUGAUGAUUUUAAUUGCAAUAUAUGGGAUACAUUAAAACAAGAACGUUGUGGCGUUCUAGCCGGUCAUGACAACCGUGUUUCUUGUCUCGGUGUUUCUGAAGAUGGUAUGGCAGUAUGUACUGGAUCAUGGGAUAGUUUUCUAAGAAUAUGGAAUUAAAAUAAUACUGUUGUUGUUGUUACAAUAUUAAUACUCUCGAUAUAUAUAUACAUAUAUAUCCACACACACACACACAAUGGACUACCCACAAUUUCACUCUAUAUUAUAAGAGAAGUUCUUAUUUAUUAUUUCAUUUGCACAAACCGUGCAAAUUCCCUUUCUGUUUAUUAUUUAUGGGUUUUUUUCUUGUUUUCUUCCUGUUUAUUUUUGUUUCUGAACUUGUCUACUUACAGUUUCAUUUUCAAUAAGAAUAUAUUUCUCUCUGAAAAAAAGAAAAAGAAUAAAAAUGUACGUUAAUUCUGCUUUAUCAAAAAAAAAUAAUUAUUUCAAUUGAUCGUGUUGUGUGUGUGUUGUUCUAAGCUUUCUUACUAUUUAAUUAAUUAAUUAAUCAAUGAAUGAAUUACUUAAUUCAAAUGAACUUGACAGCAUUUCUUUGCUUCUUUACUUUAUGUUCUUGUCCAGCAGAAUUCAUUUGUCUAUUGUUGUUCAUUUGAUUGGUUGGUGGUUGGUGGUUAUAUGACUAAAUUACUAUUAUUAUUAUUUCUCUGUCUCUCCCUUAUCCAUUCAUUCUAAUGUUGUUAAAUGCGCCACGAAAAAUCAUGCUGCUUUUGUUGUGUACUAUUCACAAUAUUGUUUUUUUCUCUCUUGUUUUAUUUAUAUAUUUUGCAUAUGACGAAUGUUUUUCUCUAUCUCUCUCUAUAUGGCCCCUACCCCCCCCCUCCGUGUGUGUAAGUAAAGUAAAGUAAAGUAAGUAAGUGAGUAAGUAAGGUAAAGCUGACUUAUUAUAAUAAUAAGCCUCUUUUUUUUCUUUGGUGUGUUUUUGGUUUAUUUGCCUUUUUUUUUGGUGUGUAUAUUUUUAUGAAACUAGUCAUUUCUUAUGAAUCGUGUUUCUUCUAUAUAUACAUAUACAUAUACAUAUUACAAAUCUAUCUAUCUAUCUAUCUAUUUAUAUUAUUAUUGCGCUUUGGAUAUUAUCAUUUUGCCUUUAUUUUGUUUCACAUACAGACACAUGCAGAAAUAUAAUUGUUUCUUUUCGUUUUUUUUACAAAAUAAAACAAACUAUUUUUAAUCAGCUUAUUCUCUUAGGAAAAAGUUAAUAAUAAUCAUUGGAAUUUUCCUUUUUUCUGUUUGUUUGUUUUUUGGUUGCAUUAUUAUUAUUAUUAUUAUU
Schistosoma turkestanicum is the source of this 2363-nucleotide messenger RNA. The record is from the annotation of a GenBank genome assembly. NCBI's taxonomy places the organism in Eukaryota, Metazoa, Platyhelminthes, Trematoda, Strigeidida, Schistosomatidae.